This is a messenger RNA of Glycine soja, 96 nucleotides long. Lineage: Eukaryota; Viridiplantae; Streptophyta; Magnoliopsida; Fabales; Fabaceae. The record is from the annotation of a RefSeq genome assembly.
AUGCUCACUAUAACUAGUUAUUUCGGUUUUUUACUAGUGGUUUUAAUUAUAACCUCAUCUCUAUUUAUUGGUCUGAGUAAAAUACGACUUAUUUGA